AGAACCGGAGGGGACGAGGCGGGCGCGCGCAGGGGCCCGGGAGCGCGCGCGGCGCCGGCAGCCUCGCUCAGCCGGGACACCGCCCUAGUCCCAGCCCAGGCGGCCGCUCUCGCCGGCGUCGAGGGCGUGGCGGCCAGGCUGCUGCUGCCUGCGGCUCCCGGCUCUGUCUUCGGCCCCGCCCGCCGCCCACCAGGUUCCCGGAGGCCCCGCAGCCCCGUCGGGCAGCCCGGGCCCGUCCGCUGCCCUCCCGGCUCCCGUCCUGCGGCGGCGGGGCGUGCAGGUGAGGCUCCACCGCGCCCGGCCUCUCCAGCAGUGGGUGCCUGAUAGACAUCCUGGGACUAUACAGACGGAAAAGGCCCACUUUGGGGGAUAAUGCUGAGGGACACGAUGAAAUCUUGGAAUGAUAGCCAGUCAGAUCUGUGUAGCACUGACCAAGAAGAGGAAGAAGAGAUGAUUUUUGGUGAAAAUGAAGAUGAUUUGGAUGAGAUGAUGGAUUUAAGUGAUCUGCCUACCUCACUUUUUGCUUGCAGCGUCCAUGAAGCAGUGUUUGAGGCACGAGAGCAGAAGGAAAGAUUUGAAGCACUCUUCACCAUCUAUGAUGACCAAGUUACUUUCCAGCUGUUUAAAAGCUUUAGAAGAGUCAGAAUAAAUUUCAGCAAACCUGAAGCGGCAGCAAGAGCGCGAAUAGAACUCCACGAAACAGACUUCAAUGGGCAGAAGCUAAAGCUAUAUUUUGCACAGGUGCAGAUGUCCAGUGAAGUGCGGGACAAGUCCUAUCUCCUGCCGCCCCAGCCUGUCAAGCAGUUCCUCAUCUCCCCUCCAGCCUCUCCCCCAGUUGGGUGGAAGCAGAGCGAAGAUGCAAUGCCUGUUAUAAAUUAUGAUUUACUCUGUGCUGUUUCCAAAUUGGGACCAGGAGAGAAAUACGAACUUCACGCGGGAACAGAGUCGACACCCAGCGUGGUGGUUCAUGUCUGUGAAAGUGAAACUGAAGAGGAAGAAGAAACAAAAAACCCCAAACAGAAAAUUGCCCAGACGAGGCGCCCCGACCCUCCGACGGCAGCAUUGAAUGAGCCCCACACCUUCGAUUGCACGCUGUGAGGUCCUUGGUUGUGGUGCGAGGCGCCUGCCCUGGUGGGCUCCGGCCAUGGUGAUCUGUGCCCGCGGCCGAUGCGUUGCUGCGAACAGCAUAGGUGAGACUCUGCAGAGUGAGGUAUAGGUCUUCUCACCACGCCUGUACUGCAGACACGGUCGUGUAGAGUAACAGCUGAUUUGACCUGUCCCAGAUUUUAAGUAAUAUUCCAAAAGGGACUUUACACUAAAGGAGAAGCCCCCAAGUUUUAAAUAGUAACAAAUUAGGAAAACAGCUUCCCUCCCCUCCAGCCACGUAAGUCCUCCUGAUUCCGUAUCACGUGAGACACCAAAAACUGGCACUAUAGUCACACCCAGUACAGUACCAUUUUUAUGAAUUUAAAAAUAGUCUUAUAAUUUUAAUUGUUUGUGGAUAUUUUUCUACUGGUAUAAACAGCUUCUAAUUAAUAAAUCGAUCAAAGGUUGUUACUCAGUAUACAUGAAAUUUUUUGCAGGAAAAGAAACCUGAAAUACAGAAUAAUUCGUAGAAAUCAUGGUUCUCAAGUAUUUGUUCGAUUAGCUUUGGGGAAGAAAUGCCAAAUCUACUUUGAGGAUCAGUCUUACGACACAGAUCCACCCACAUGUUGCUCUUAUCUGGAAUUUGGGACAAAGCAAUGCACAGGCCCUCAUUCCUGACGUGGCGCCCUCCAGACAUGGCUGCCUAGGAAGGACAGCCACUUUAGAAGUGGGACGUAUCACCAGUAAGCUUGAAUGAUUAGGAUCGCAGGUGGCUACUGCAUUCUGCCGUUCGUGACCGUGUUCUAGCCUGUAACCACCCAACUACCUUCAUUCACCAGUUUUUAUCCUUCACCUUUUCCAGUAUUGUGUUAACCACUAGUUCUUGAGUUUUUUGGCUAUGAUCUGUACAUUUAUUUAUGUCAUUCAUAGACUUUCAACUAGAAAAGGUAAUGAUAAGGUUUUCUGAAGACCAUUUAUAAAUUGUCCAUUUAACCAUUUUUCAGCUUGCUUUGAAACAAAAGUCACACCUACUAUUUUUCUAUGAAUUAGGGAAUGAGGGGGAGAUCAUUCAGUUUUACUUUUCUUUUUGUUGAAAUUUUGUACCCAGAUUGCAGUUGGCACUUUUCCUAAAACAGAAUUGUUUCUCACUUAGGUGUCAAAAUGUACAUUUGAACUUCCCUAAGAAGCAGCAGGAUCUUUUUAACUUUUUCUGGUCUGUUUAGACUUUGAAGUCCCUUCUGUAGAAAAGUCUCAUAACUGAGAAGGCUUUGCUUUGGGCCGGGUAGGUCUGCUGGUCUCCACUCACUGUGCUGUUUCCUUUGUGUGGCACACUUGGGAAGCUCCGGGGCACGUGAAGGAGCUGCACACGUGAGAACUAAUGAACCAAGGCGGCUGCCACCAUGAAGCAACAAAACGCAGGCAUUCAACCAUGACAUCUGCAUAGUGUUAGUACCAUGUCAUGUGGUUUCAUUCUCACUACGGUAAAAUUUAUUUCUGAGCACUUAAACCGUGUUGCAUACCCCUAAUUUUUUGUUUCUGUAUCUUCCUUGCCCUCAAAUACUCUGAGGUGAUAAACCGUUCCAUUUGUAGCCAACUACCACUGCUAGGCUUCAAUGUAAAUUCAGUUGAAAUUUGCAAUUCUAUCAGCAAUUUAAUGUAUUGAAUUCAGAUCAUCAUUUGUCAUUUUAACCGACAACCACCUAAUAAAUUUACUCUGCAGUUCUGAACUCAGCAUUGUACCCAUUUUUUAUUGCAAGAUGGACCCUGUAUGUCAGGAGACAUGUAUUAUCAACAAUUGGGAAUUUUUUGAAUUUCCUUUUAGGUAAUAUUGAUUCACUGUAAUUUUCUAAGUGAUCAAAACCCAUGAGAUUUUGUUAUUUGGCUUGGCUUUCAUUCUCUGCCUGCCAAUUAAAGAAUAUUCUAUUCCUAACACAUAAAACAUUUUACAGUCGAGCAGUGCAAAUUACAGUGCUUUUCUAUUUUUUUUGAGAGCCUUGAAUAAAUUGAAGAAAACUUUAAACCAAAAUUAGAGAGGAGUCACUUAAACUUUUCUGAAUGGAAAAUAUUAAUAUUUUCAUUUUUCUAGUAUAAUAAAAUGAAUUUUUUUUAAAAAGCUACUAAGUACCCAUCAUCAACUUUUUCCAUAUUGUGAAAUGAACCAGGAUCUUAACAGGUACUAUCACCUCUGUCCUUUUUUGGCUGUUUGAUAUCUAGUUCAUGUAACAAAUUUACAAGACAUAAGUCUCAUGGUUUUUUUUUUCUUUUAAUAGGCUUUUCUGCAACUUUUUUGAAAUUGAGUUAUUACUUGGAUUUAACCCUGAUAGGCCAGCUAUGGUGGCUCACACCGUAAUCCCAGCACUUUGGGAGGCCGAGGUGGGUGGAUCCACCUGAGGUCAGGAGUUCAAGACCAGCCUGACCAACACGGUGAAAUCCCGUCUCUACUUAAGAAAUAUAAAAUUAGCCUGGCAUGGUGGCACAUGCCUGUAAUCCCAGCUACUUGGGAGGCUGAGGCAGGAGAAUUGCCUGAACCCGGGAGACGGAGGUUGCGGUGAGCCGAGAUCACGCCCUUGCACUCCAGCCUGGGCAACAAGAACGAAACUCCAUCUCAAAAAAAAAGAUUUAACCCUGAUAGUGUAGUAGUCAUGUUUUCUUUAGAAAUCAUAACCUCUUCAUGGGAAUCAAACUAUGUAGAAAAUUGUGAGGCAAGAUAAUGGUGCUUUGUGUUGGGAAAAAAACAUUUGUGAAGGAUUAGAAAACUGUCACACUUAACAAAGAUAGUCACAGAACCUACACUGCAUUGGCUCUUAGGUUCUAGAUUUUUGUAGCACAUGCACCUGAUGAAACCAAAGAUAAAGCCAUGUAAAAAGGGUACUAGUUAGCGUCUCUGAGGUUUAAGGUACUAAGAGGCAGAAAUGGAUAGGAACAGUUCCAUUGCCUUCCAGAACUAAAACUCAGCUGGAAAGCAAAUUAGUCUGUUCACAUUCUGCUUCUUCAAAAUGUUAUACUCAAAAACAUACCAGUAAUUAAGAGCCAAAAAAAGCUUCAAGGAACUUUUAAGUUCAACAUAAAGGUUUAAAUAAAAUAUUUUUUAUUUUUUAUUUUUAUUUAUUUAUUUAUUUUGAGACAGAGUCUCACUCUGUUGCCCAGGCUGGAGUGCGGCCGCGUGAUCUCGGCUCCCUGCAAGCUCCGCCUCCCAGGUUCACCCCAUUCUCCUGCCUCAGCCUCCCAAGUAGCUGGGACUACAGGCACCCGCUCCCAUGCCUGGCUAAUUUUUUGUAUUUUUUUUUUUUUUUUUUAGUAGAGACGGGGUUUCACCAUGUUAGCCAGGAUGGUCUCGAUCUCUUGACCUAGUGAUCUGCCUUCCUCGGCCUCCCAAAGUGCUGGGAUUACAGGCGUGAGCCACCGCGCCUGGCCUUAAAUAAAAUAUUGUAGUUAUUUAUGGUGUGUUUGAAUUGAAGAGAUAUCAGGAGAUAGAGGUGAAGUGCAGUACUUUCAUUCUUUAAGAAUAUAGUCUUUAGCCAGGUGCAGUGGUGCGUGCCUGUAGUCUCAGCUAUUUGAGAGGCUGAGAUGAGAGGAUCACUUGAGUUCAGGAGUUCAAGACCAGCCUGGGCAAAACAGCAAGUCCCUGGCUCAAAAAAAAAAAAAAAAGUUUCCCAUUCAUAUUAACUCCAUCUUUUAAAAAUGUCAUGAUUACGAAGUGAAAAGAUUUGGCAUUCUUAAAGGCUCAAUCACAGAGGUGAAAGUGACCUUGGAAAUCAUAUACUCUAUCCCCAUGUUACAUAGAUUAGAAAAACUGAGAUUAUCACACUGACUUAGGCAUCCCCAGCAAGGCAACCCAGGGACUAGAACUGGCAAUCCCAACUCCUGGGCUAGGGCUUUCUCUACCUUUUUUUGCAUUGGCCUCUUAAAGAGGCAAUGAAUGCUAAUUCCUGGCAUCAGAAAAAAAAAAAAAAACAAACAAGGCAUGACGUGGGAGGAUUCUUUUUUCCCUGAUGGGAAACAGUGAAUAAGAAAAAUCUAAUCAUCGGAUGGAAGAGGUGACUUAAUAAUUUUAGUUAAUGAAUUUGAUGUCCCAUGUUUUGUGGUUUUGUUAUCAUUGAACCAUUGGGGUUGGAAUCUGCCUAAAUAAUUGUAUCUUGGUAGCCAGCAAUUAUGUUGGUAUUUUAUGUGGGCUUUCCCAGAUUUUCAUAUUAAUGAAAUGAUUAAUAGUCGUACUUAAGAGGUAACUCUGCUGAAGCAGAAUGAGAUCUAAUAUGUUGUGGAAACUUUAAGAGUUUGCAGUGGAAUGAUACUCUCACUCCAUGCUUGUAAAAUUGAGUUCUAUUAAAGAUGGAACUGCUAUGACUGACCUAUUCAAGGCUUCAUAUUUUUAUACAGACUAUUUCACAGACCAUGGAUUUAUUUUAAAAGGGAAAGUCUCACACAUAAUUAAGCAAUGGAAGAUGUACUCAAUCCUGUGGUGCAUCAGGCCCUCUGUCUACCGGGUUUCUCCCCUUUCUGCAGAGCUGUGGACCUCGUACGUACCAAACAGGUGAACUUGGUCCAUCUUUCCUUCUUCCUUUUUUUGCACAUUUGCAUUUGUAUCUUCCUGUACUAAAAGAAACAAAUUAUUUAUAAUUGGGGUGACCAUGUAAAGGAACAAAAGAUGGGGCAAUAGUUGCUUCCUAGCUGGAGCUGUAAGUCUAUGUUACAGAAACUCACUAUUUAAAAAGUUUUAAAAGAUUUAUGAACCUUAUCCUACAAUUCGCUAAAUACUUAUUUGUCUUUUAAACUCCCCUCAGUGUAUGGAUCAUCUUCGUCAGAAUGCCAUUGUUUCAUUGCGAAUCGGGAAAAUGUUAAUCAUGUGGAGACUGUUUUCUUAUUACCAAAUGUACAAUCCAUAAGACAACUGAAAGCAACAACUACUGGGUUCACUGACAAAGAUUAUAAAAAUCAUCACGUUCAAAGUAGAGUUUUUAGCCAAGGUCAAGAACUAACCUGGGGCUGAGUCAGCGUCUCUACCCACUUAAAUAACAGUGUAAAGAUCUUUCACUAAAUUUGUUAUGUGGUCUGUCUGGAUGUAAACCUAUAUAUUUCCUUUUGAAACAGAAUCAUAUCCUGCAGACUCUUGGCACUCCUGCAUAGCUUUGACCGAAUGUUCACUCUCAUUGUAAUGGAAGAUUUCUAUCUAUGCAGAUAAUAUAUGUUUUUAAAUAUUGUUUUCUGUUUAGUCCCCAAUCUUUCUAACUCAAAUUGGGGACUGAGGAGAGAGAAAGGUGGUUACCCUUGUUAUCGUGCCAUAUUCUUCCUGCUGCUUUUCAACCCCACGUGAGUGUUGAUUGACGGUUCUGCUAUAAUGUGCGUGCCCUUCAAGUUUCAGAAAACUUUCCCAAUCAUUUCACUUCAAUCUUAAUUGAACCCAAGAGUCAAAGUUAUUAUUUUCUCCGAACGUGUUUGUGAUCUUCUGUUAUAUUUUGGGGCAUGUUACUUUUAUGGUACUAUAAGCUGUAGUGCAUACUCUUUGUAUUGCAAAAAACUAGUCAGUAAUUUAUGUACAUGUAUUCCACAUUUUAGUGUGCUUGAAGUGACAAUCCAUAGUUUGUAGUAGUUUGUUAUUUGUCAACUUUAACUACCCUGUGUUUUAAGGACAUUUAAACAUUCCUUGUCCUAUCAAGGUGACAAAAGCAGAAUGUAAUUUUUUUUGGAAGCUUUGUGAUUACCUGUAACAAGUUCUGUUUUUAAAAUGAAUACAAAUAAAGUUAGUAACUAUUUUUAAAUCA
This is a messenger RNA of Symphalangus syndactylus (siamang), 6845 nucleotides long. RefSeq names its product regulator of calcineurin 3 (gene RCAN3). The record is from RefSeq and is a predicted model, not a curated record. Gene Ontology annotation, biological process: calcium-mediated signaling. Lineage: Eukaryota; Metazoa; Chordata; Mammalia; Primates; Hylobatidae. Gene Ontology annotation, cellular component: cytoplasm; nucleus. Gene Ontology annotation, molecular function: calcium-dependent protein serine/threonine phosphatase regulator activity; nucleic acid binding.